Molecule: messenger RNA, 2021 nt
Organism: Cyphomyrmex costatus
Lineage: Eukaryota; Metazoa; Arthropoda; Insecta; Hymenoptera; Formicidae
Gene: SoxN
Product: SRY-box transcription factor soxNeuro
Exons: 2
Coding region: 236-1684 (482 amino acids)
Biological process (GO): negative regulation of transcription by RNA polymerase II; neuron differentiation; positive regulation of transcription by RNA polymerase II
Cellular component (GO): nucleus
Molecular function (GO): DNA-binding transcription activator activity, RNA polymerase II-specific; RNA polymerase II cis-regulatory region sequence-specific DNA binding
Source: RefSeq, a predicted model, not a curated record
ACGCGGAGUGUCUUAAUAGUGAUUUAUAUAUUAGUGACUUAGAGAGUUCUAGCGAUUGAUUUUCAUGUCAUCGCUUCGGAGGUGAACUUAAAGAAAACUCCGGUGGUGAUUUAGACGACGAGUUUAUCCACCGGUGUGAUCAAUUGACUUUUUUUUGGCGUGCCCCCAUUGAUUUUCUUGACGUCGAACGGUAUUAGAAAAGGGCAGCAAACUGUACGGGCACAGGCAAGAAGAGAUGCACACGAUGGAGACGGACAUGAAGGGCGGCAGUCUGCAUGCUCAGAUGCCACCGCAUCCACACCAGGGUGUAUCACCGAUGGGCCAUCAUACUGGGAUGUCUCCUUACGGAUCUUUAGGCUCGAUAGUUCAUAGCUCCGCGCUGUCGGGGAGCCCACCCAGCGCGGGUGGCUUGGGCCUCGGUCUUCAACAUCAUCAUCAAACUUCUCAACAUCAUUACGCAAUGUCAGCUGCCGCCGUCGCCGCCGCGGCCGUGCAACAGCAGCAGCAACAACAGCAACAGCAGAGCAUGCACGCAAUGGUAGUUCAACAGAGCGCUCAGCAACAGCAACAUCAUGCUCAUCAGCAACCACAACAGCAACAGUCGCAGUCACAGCAGCAUCAUCAAGCUAAUAAUCAUAGCAAUCCAAAUAAUCCUAACAACCCCAGCAAUUCUUCCAACGCCAAGAAUAACAACAUGGAUCGCGUAAAGAGGCCAAUGAAUGCAUUCAUGGUAUGGUCGCGUGGGCAACGGCGCAAGAUGGCUCAAGAAAAUCCGAAAAUGCAUAAUUCCGAAAUAUCGAAACGCCUUGGUGCCGAAUGGAAACUUCUCAGCGAAGGAGAGAAGCGUCCGUUUAUUGACGAGGCGAAGCGGCUGCGCGCCGUUCAUAUGAAAGAACAUCCCGAUUACAAGUAUCGGCCACGUCGCAAGACAAAGACGCUCAUAAAGAAAGACAAGUUUCAGCUCGGCGGAGCAGUCGCCGGCGUCGGUGGAAUGCUCGGUGUGGAUCAACGGCAAGUAGGUACCAGCGGAGGACCGCAGCAGCCGCAAUUAUCGCGAGACGUAUAUCAGAUGCCCAACGGGUACAUGCCCAACGGUUACAUGAUGCAUGAUCCAACAACGUAUCAGCAACACGUCGCGUACAGCAGUCACAUGGGUGGUGCUGCAACAGCUGCCUCGGCUGUGGCCUAUCCUAGGUACGAUUCCAUGGGACAUCACAUCGGUGGCAGCAGUCCUAGUCCUAUCAAUAUGAACGGCUAUGGCGGAUACGGUGGAUACGGCGGUACCACUGUACCCGGUGGAUCACCAUCACCUUAUCAUCAGGCUCAGACGGGUUCUCAGAUAUCCAGUAGUCAUAGUCCUAGUGGCAGCAGCAUAAAGUCCGAGCCUACGAGCCCAGCGAGCGGUGGCAUACAUACACCGACGCCGACGGGCGGCCCGACGCCGACGGGCGCGGCUGGUCCUGCCGGCCAGGUCAAGAGGGAAUACAUGGGGCAGCAGCAAACGAGCCAACAGGCAUCGCAAGGAGAUCUCCGGCAGAUGAUCUCUAUGUAUUUGCCGCAAGGCAUCGAGCAGGGAGUCGUGCAACACGGUGGAAGCGUCUACCCACCGGGUCCAUCACCUGACUCAUUGACGCAACAUCAUACAACCAUGCAGCCGAUUACACACAUGAAUCUCGUAGCUUAAAGAGAAGCAAACUGGAUGGACAUCUGUGCAAAUGGAAGCCCUGUAGAAAAUAACAGAAAAAAAGAAAACCAGAGAAAAAAAGAAAAAAAAAAGCGCGCGAAAGAUAAAAUGCGAAGUAAAGAGAAAUGCAUUAUUAGUAAGAGGGGGAGGGGGAAGGGGAAAGAGAGAGAGAGAAAGAGAGAGGGAGAGAGAAAGGUAAUAAACACAAAAGGAAAAAGUAUAAUAAAAUAUAUUAUAUUUCAAGACAAUUUUCAUGGUAAAGACGAAUACAGUCUGCAGAGCGCAUACAUAACCAUACUCAUAAACGGACGGAGGCUUCCUUAUUCGAGGUUUGGAG